Molecule: messenger RNA, 612 nt
Organism: Postia placenta MAD-698-R-SB12
Lineage: Eukaryota; Fungi; Basidiomycota; Agaricomycetes; Polyporales; Adustoporiaceae
Exons: 2
Biological process (GO): intracellular signal transduction; positive regulation of autophagy; negative regulation of TORC1 signaling
Cellular component (GO): GATOR1 complex
Molecular function (GO): GTPase activator activity
Source: RefSeq, a predicted model, not a curated record
CCGGACGAAAGAGUAACCCAAGCGCCUCCCGUACGCUUCCUGACCACAGAUCUCGAUCCUGCUGCGUGUGUCCGUGACGAGUCGUUGAUGGCCGAAUUGGAUGAGAUACACGCUGCAGGACCACUCCGCAAGAAAGUCAAAAGUGACAGGAUGAUCGCGGGGAUGUCACUCAGCGCUAUUGUGAAGGCCAUGCGGGAGGAAGGCGGCGUGCCCAUCAAGGAUUACAGCUGGCAUGGUAGGAAAUAUGCGAAUUCGUUCAAAGGCCACGACUUUGUCUCUUGGCUGGUCCGCGAAUUCCGUGACGUAUCAUCGAGGGAAGAAGGGACGAAAUGGGGUGCAAGUUUGCAAGAGCAGGGCCUUUUUGAUCAUGGGCGACAACAACAUGGAUUUCUCGAUGGGCAUUACUUCUAUAUCUUAGCGCCCGAGUAUCUCGCGCCGCCAACGACACCGAGGACUGUUUGGGGACCCUUCCGUUCUCGGCAUGUAUCAGGAGAAGAAUCUAGCAUAAAGCCAAUGACCCCUUUGGAGAUGUCGUCUGCAUCUACUCCCAAGGCGAAGAAGCGUCUGAUUCUUAGUCAAAGCAUGGUCAUAGAUGUCGAUCCUAACAAGGUC